Parnassius apollo (apollo) is the source of this 2049-nucleotide messenger RNA. Lineage: Eukaryota; Metazoa; Arthropoda; Insecta; Lepidoptera; Papilionidae. The record is from the annotation of a GenBank genome assembly.
AUGGCGUGCGGCGCGGAGCUGCGCGAACGGCACUCGGUGCUGGUGAGCAUGCUGGAGGCGCGCCGUGAGUCUAGCGACUCCGGUUGCUCGAGCGACGAGAGCUCAGAUCCCGAGCGCGAAACUAAUUGCAACUGUGAUUCUCAGGGUUUCUUCCGACGCUCUAUACAACAGAAGAUACAAUACAGACCGUGCACCAAAAACCAGCAAUGCUCCAUCCUAAGAAUCAACAGAAAUCGGUGUCAAUACUGCCGGUUGAAAAAAUGCAUAGCCGUUGGCAUGAGCAGAGAUGACAUGGGAGAAGAUUUGCCAAUACUUAAGGGAAUUCUGAAUGGUGUGGUGAAUUAUCACAAUGCUCCCGUGCGAUUUGGUCGCGUGCCGAAGCGCGAGAAGGCGCGUAUCCUGGCGGCGAUGCAGCAAUCGUCGUCGUCGCGAGCACACGAACAAGCAGCGGCUGCAGAGCUGGACGACGCACCUCGGCUGCUGGCGCGCGUGGUGCGGGCGCACCUGGACACCUGCGAGUUCACGCGCGAGCGCGUGGCCGCCAUGCGCGCGCGUGCACGCGACUGUCCCACCUACUCACAACCAACUCUGGCGUGUCCGCUGAAUCCAGCGCCGGAGUUGCAGUCUGAGAAAGAGUUUUCUCAGCGGUUCGCCCAUGUGAUUCGUGGUGUGAUAGACUUUGCCGGUCUCAUUCCCGGCUUCCAGUUGCUCACGCAAGAUGACAAGUUUACGUUGUUAAAAAGUGGUCUCUUUGACGCCCUGUUUGUGCGACUCAUUUGCAUGUUCGAUGCGCCGCUCAAUAGUAUUAUCUGCCUAAAUGGACAGCUUAUGAAACGGGACUCUAUACAGAGCGGUGCUAACGCGCGGUUUCUUGUGGACUCUACAUUUAAAUUCGCGGAACGCAUGAACUCUAUGAACCUCACAGAUGCCGAAAUCGGAUUAUUCUGCGCCAUAGUUCUAAUCACACCUGACAGGCCGGGCCUUCGCAAUGUUGAACUAGUAGAGCGAAUGCACGCAAGAUUAAAAGCAUGCCUGCAAACCGUCAUCGCCCAAAAUAGACCUGACAGACCGGGCUUCCUUCGGGAGCUAAUGGAUACUCUCCCUGACCUGCGAACACUAAGCACGUUACACACGGAGAAACUGGUCGUAUUCCGCACAGAACAUAAAGAAUUGUUAAGACAACAAAUGUGGGGAGAAGAAGAAGGUUGCUCGUGGGCAGACUCCGGUGCGGACGAAUCUGCGCGCAGUCCUAUUGGCUCGGUAUCGAGUAGUGAAUCGGGAGAAGUGAACGGCGACUGCGGCACACCAUUGUUGGCCGCCACGCUAGCGGGCCGUCGGCGGCUCGACUCACGAGGCUCCGUCGACGAAGAGGCGCUCUGCGUUGCGCAUCUCGCACACAACGGACUAACGGUCACUCCGGUGCGGCCGCCGCCGCGCUACCGCAAGCUCGACUCCCCCACGGAUUCCGGCAUCGAGUCCGGUAACGAGAAGCACGAGAGGAUCGUGGGCCCCGGAUCGGGCUGCUCGAGUCCGCGCUCGUCGCUCGAGGAGCAUACGGAGGAGCGGCGGCCGGCGCCGGCCGACGACAUGCCGGUGCUGAAGCGAGUGCUGCAGGCACCGCCGCUGUACGACGCGCCGCUGCUGAUGGACGAGGCGUACAAGCCGCACAAGACGGGCCGCGCGAUGCGGCGCGACACGGGCGAGGCGGAGGCACGCGCGGUGCCGGCGCCGUCGCCGCAGCCGCCGCAGCCGCCGCCGCGCGCUUCGCUGUCCGCCACGCACAUCGAGCUGGCGCGCAGCUUGCGAGAGUGCCCGCGCAUGACGCCCGAGCAGCUCAAGCGCACCGACCUCAUCACGCAGUACAUGCGGCGCGGCGAGGCGUGCGAGCCGUGCGCGCCCUGCCCGCCCUGCGCGCCCUGCCCGCCCUGCCCGCCCUGCGCGCCGCCCGUGCUCGAGCUGCAGGUCGAUGUCGCGGACGCGCCGCUCAACCUCUCCAAGAAGUCGCCGUCGCCGCCGCGCGCCUUCAUGCCCCGCAUGCUGGAGGCGUGA